GUAUGAAAUUACUUUUCAAGCUUGAAGGUUUGAAGUUCACUGUUUCCUUCUAAUUGUUCCGAGUGAGCUAUGGUUCACGUCUUGGGGGUGCAGCUCCCAGACUACCAGUAUACAAGGUUCGCCUUGACUGCAUUCUAUGGCAUUGGCCAUAAAACUGCACAUCGACUUUGUGCACGUCUCCAAAUUCACGACAAGUGCAAAGUUCGAAGUCUAACACCCCAUCAAAUCACAGAACUUGCCGCAUUCCUCUCCUCUCCUUCUACUUCAACACCUAUUCCUCGCUUUCCACUAGCCACGUCGUCCUAUAAACCUCCUCUGGCCUCUACUCCACUUGCGGUCCUGAAGGAGGAGACGAAGAAGCUCUCGCAAAGGGCAUGGGCAGAUCCACUAAGAAACAUCAAGAUUGAGAGCGAAGCCAGGAGAGUGGUCAAGGAUAAUAUUGCGCACCAACGCAUGAUAGGCAGUUACGUUGGCAAGAGGCAUGCUAUGGGUCUGCCCGUCCGCGGCCAGAAUACCCAAAAUAACGCACGGACCGCGAAGAAACUCAACAGGGUCGAUCGUCGUGGCUGAGGGUGUUUCUUAUGUAUGUUUCUAUAUCCUCGGAAGUUCGCCGGACGCCGCGCUUGUUCCAUGUUCGUCUUCUAGAUAAUACAAGUACUAUUCCUAAGUAC
Suillus bovinus is the source of this 671-nucleotide messenger RNA. Its product is annotated as mitochondrial 30S ribosomal protein S13. The record is from RefSeq and is a predicted model, not a curated record. Gene Ontology annotation, biological process: translation. Gene Ontology annotation, molecular function: RNA binding; structural constituent of ribosome. Gene Ontology annotation, cellular component: small ribosomal subunit; ribosome; mitochondrion. Lineage: Eukaryota; Fungi; Basidiomycota; Agaricomycetes; Boletales; Suillaceae. The coding region runs from base 70 to 570 and encodes 166 amino acids. The transcript is spliced from 2 exons.